AGUGAAGUACAGGUCUAUACCGGGCGACAUUCUCACUCAAAUUUCAAGACUUUCGUGACCCAAAUCAAAAUUCUGAUGCGACAGAUUAAUGGGGAAUCGCUUCCUCUCUUAAGGGCUGUCUUCCUCGACUUUUUUGGUCUUUUUAAAUAUAACUAUUUGUAUGAUCCGUGUGGCCGUUUUAAUUGCUAUCCUUUCCCGGUUUUCUGCAGCCACAUUGCGCGUGCAUCCUGAAUGUUUACCCCCCAAAAAUUGGUCGGACUGAUCCUUUCAGUCACGUGAUUUCCAGUCUCAACCAGCAUAACAGAAAUCCCGGAGACGAGGUUGGCUGAAAGUGACACUAGCCAACGGACUGUAUGAAGACGAGUUAAGGGGGGCUAUAGAGUAUUCUCUUGCAUACUACCAGGAGGAAAGCAAAUGAAGAUAAAAGCAAACGCAGGUUACAGUUUUAGUCUAGUCCUAACACAAUGGGAAGAUGGCUCGUGAAUGCAAAAGUGAAUGUAACCGACUUCAGUAAUGCCAGAGGGAAUGUCUGGCCACUGACAGUAGGGCAGCGAUGUCAUGACUCCUCUGUUAAUGCUACCCUGGAUACUUCAGGCUCAUCUAGUGAUGUGUGAGGUUCCUGCCCCCUUGAAGGUGAACCUCUCCUCCAACCAUUUUGUUCACCUUCUAACCUGGCAGCCCGGCCCUGCAUCUCCCAAAGAUGUGUACUACAAUGUGUCCGUCGCCUCCUUAAACAGGGGGAACUCCUGGGAGCCUGUGGCAGGAUGUGAGCAUGUGGUGGACACCCUGCUGUGUAACAUGACAGGAUCCUUCCCAGACCGCUCUGAGGUCUACUUCUGCAAGGUCCAAGCGGUGCUGGGCCAGCAGGUCUCCCCCGAGGCCAUUACUGACGGAUUCAAGCCCAUCCUGGACACCCACCUGGACCCCCCCAUAGUGAGCCUGCGAGCCUGUGGACGAGGCCUGUGUGUGGGGCUGCAGCCUCCGGUGGCCGGCCUGGAGGACGUGUACGAGUCUCUUGGCUACGCCCUCGAGGUGUCGUUUAGCAGCAUGGAGACAGGCCAGUUUUCAAGGAAAACCAAGUCCCUAAAGGAGGUGAUUCUGCCAGACCUGGCGCCCGGUAGAGAGUACUGUGUGAAGGUCCGCAUCGCUGACAAUUUGGAGCACUGGGACUCUGUCUACGGGUCACAGGAGUGUGCGCACACGUUGGCCAUACACACCCCAGACACGGAGGCUGCUGUGGGGCUGUGUGGGUUAGUGGUGGUAGGUGUUGUAGUAGUGAUCCUGCUGGUCCACACCGAAGUGCUCUGUCUGCAGACCAGCCUGCCACAGCUGCUGAGCAAUGUAAAGCAUCAUGAGAAACAGCUGCUGACAUACCCGUCCUCAGAAACCCUGUUCUCCACCGUGCACGUCGAGGCAUUGCUUCCGCCUCCUGCUGAGACAGACGAUAGCAGUCAGAGCUGCGAGGAGAGUGAGGGGGAGGGGGAGGACGGCAGCGGGGGAAAGAGAGGGAACUACGAGGUCAGGCCUAGCGCCUCAACCAUGACAAACCCCCUCUCUUCCUCCUCCUCCUCCCUCUCCUCCUCCUCGAUUUCCUCCAGUGCUCAACUGCUGCCCUGCCCCAUCCCUGGUGCCACGGCCGGCCAAACCAGCCAGUCCUCAUACGCACCGACUGAACCAGAGUGUGUCCGUCACCAGCCUGACGUCCCCGAGCGGCAAACAGAGCCGGCCGGCACACCCGACAGGCCAACUCCUGGCACACCCGACAGGCAGUCUUCCGGCACACCCGACAUGCAGUCUUCCGGCACACCCGACAGGCCGUCUUCCGGCACACCCGACAGGAAGUCUUCCGGCACACCCGACAUGCAGUCUUCCGGCACACCCGACAGGCCGUCUCCCACGCGGUCCGGCGGCGGCCCGCUCCCCGCCUGUCCUCUCUCAGGGACGGGUCAGUCUCCAGAAGAGGCCCAGUGUCCCCCACCGAGUGUGGAUGUCCGGUUGAAGCCCCGGCGGGCGGCAGAGACAGACCGGGGGACGGUGGAAGCUGGCGAGCCACAGGAGGAGAGCGGCCUGGAUGUCAACCUGCUGUCUGUCAAGCUGGGGGGCCGCUGGCUGGAGGAGGGCGCUGAACCCAAACCGGGGGUCAUUGAGGAGGGGGCGGCCGUAAGCAGCAUGACUUUAGGAGACUGGUACUGUGUCGAGGCAGAAGAGGAGGAACAGAAGGAGUGCGAUGGUUACAUGAAGCGUUAAGGUCACACAAGAAAGGUCAUAAACAAAAGGACUGUUUGACAAUACAUUGAAUGUCCUUUACAGACACUAGAUAAGCGACACUGAUUUCAUAAUGGGGCGUUGUUAUAAUAUAUUUUAAUAGUAGCACACAAAGGUCAAGCAAAGAUCAUGCCCUUUUUUAACUUUUCUGUUAAUACUGUAUCUGAAAGGGCUAUGUGAAAAGUUAUUUCAUACAUUCACAUUUAGUCAUUUAGCAGACGCUCUUAUCCAGAGCAACUUACAGUAAGUACAGGGACAUUCCCCCUGAGGCAAGUUGGGUGAAGUGCGUUGCCCAAAGACAUGUCAUUCGGCACGGCCAGGAAUUAAACCGGCAACCUUCUAAGUAAUAGCCCGAUUCCCCAACCGCUCAGCCAUCUGACCCCAUUCCUUUUUAUAUUUCAAAGCCAUUGAUUUUGCUCGAUGUUGUACGGAUGGCCGCGCCACAUUUGUAUUGAAAGUAUUCAAAGCUCUGGUGAUGUCCAUGGUUACGAUAUGCUGCUGCCAAAACCUCAGUACACAAAUACUCACUCAAUUACCAAGGUCAAAACUGUCAGUGUUAAACAGGCUGCCCGCAAAGCUGUGGGAGUCUAAUCGUGCAGUACCAUGUGACUCAUGCAAGGACUAGUUGAGAACGUGGUGACUGACGUGUCAACCUCAGUAUUAAAAGGUUGUGUGAUACCUGCAGUACUGUAGUCGUGGGUGGAGGUAUAAGGAAAAUACUUGCUGUUUCUUGGAACAGCAACAAGGUAUACUCACUUCUUAACUGCCAAUGUUAAAUUUCAGCCAAAUCACUAUUUUAAUACAUGUCGGGUUUUUUGUGUUGGAGUGAUGCAAGGGGCUCUAGCACACCCUAUUGGACAUCAAUCUUGAGUCCUGAUUGGCUAGUUAAGAUAUAUGGAUUUAGUCACUUAUCUAGAUGCACAUGGUUGUUAUAAUUAUGAAAUAUGCCUUUGGACUUAUGGGACUGCAUAUUACAAUUUUGAAAUUGUGGAAAUGCUUGUUUUGUGAAAAGUUGGGCAAUUUCAUUAGCCUGACGUUGUCAUACUCAUAAUUCUAAUCAGAAUAUGAGUCUGAGAACUCUCCGUUGGGCUUUGACUACG
This is a messenger RNA of Hypomesus transpacificus, 3365 nucleotides long. RefSeq names its product interleukin-22 receptor subunit alpha-1-like. The record is from RefSeq and is a predicted model, not a curated record. Bases 559 to 2247 code for a protein of 562 amino acids. Gene Ontology annotation, molecular function: protein binding. The transcript has 8 exons. Lineage: Eukaryota; Metazoa; Chordata; Actinopteri; Osmeriformes; Osmeridae.